This is a messenger RNA of Erinaceus europaeus (western European hedgehog), 1519 nucleotides long. RefSeq names its product stomatin like 3 (gene STOML3). The transcript is spliced from 9 exons. The record is from RefSeq and is a predicted model, not a curated record. NCBI's taxonomy places the organism in Eukaryota, Metazoa, Chordata, Mammalia, Eulipotyphla, Erinaceidae. Bases 140 to 1015 code for a protein of 291 amino acids. Gene Ontology annotation, cellular component: plasma membrane.
AGCAAGUAUCUUUUAAGGAACACUAUGUGCCUGCUUGUGUCCUAAAUGCAGAAGAAGGCAAGAGGGAAGGUGCCAUGGAGCCCAGAAGGACUACAACCCCAUGAAAAUUGGCAAAGUAUAAAAGCUUCUCAAGAAUGCAAUGGAUCCUGGACUGUCCUCCCCUGAGAAGCUGGAUAAAGAGAAUCUAGUGGGCAUCAGCAGUAAAAGGCUUGGUGUAUGUGGCUGGAUCCUGUUUUCCCUUUCUUUGCUGUUGAUGAUCAUUACCUUCCCUAUCUCCAUAUGGAUGUGCUUGAAGAUCAUUAAGGAGUACGAACGUGCAGUUGUAUUCCGUCUGGGACGCAUCCAAGCUGACAAAGCCAAAGGCCCAGGUUUGAUCUUGGUCCUACCCUGCAUAGAUGUGUUCGUCAAAGUUGAUCUCCGAACUGUUACCUGCAAUAUUCCUCCACAAGAGAUCCUCACCAGAGACUCUGUGACCACCCAGGUGGAUGGAGUCGUCUAUUACAGAAUCUACAGUGCUGUCUCCGCAGUAGCUAAUGUGAAUGAUGUCCACCAGGCCACAUUUCUACUGGCUCAGACCACCCUCAGAAAUGUCCUAGGGACACAGACCUUGUCCCAAAUCUUGGCCGGCCGAGAAGAGAUUGCCCACAGCAUCCAGACCUUACUUGAUGAUGCCACCGAGCUGUGGGGCAUCCAAGUGGCCCGCGUGGAGAUCAAGGACGUGCGCAUUCCCGUGCAGCUGCAGCGCUCCAUGGCUGCUGAGGCCGAGGCCACCCGGGAAGCCAGGGCCCGGGUCCUUGCAGCUGAAGGAGAAAUGAAUGCUUCCAAAUCUCUGAAGUCGGCCUCCAUGGUCCUAACAGAAUCCCCUAUAGCCCUGCAGCUGCGCUACCUGCAAACCUUAACCACUGUGGCCACAGAGAAGAACUCCACCAUUGUGUUUCCUCUGCCCAUGAAUAUACUGGAGGGCAUAGGUGGCAUCAGCUAUAACAACAACAAGAAGCUUCCUAAUAGAGCCUGAGAAGCACUUUAGAGGAUUUGUCAAGGGACAUAGAUCUCACAUCUAUACUAGGUAUUUCUUUUACAAUUCAAUUUCACAGUAAUUAUGUGCUCAAUUUCCAAUAAUCACAACAAAAGUUCCUCAAGGCUUAAAAUUAUCAUUGAUUUGGAUACUAAGGACUAAGAAGCAGUGAAGCUCCCAGCUGCUUAAUUUAUCACAAAGUCAAGGGCAGGUUACCCAUAGCUCUGGCCAUAUCUGUCCUGCUGCUUGUCAUCCAGCCAGGAGUAACCAGUUCUCAGCCUCAUAGCACCUUUGUCCCAUGUGGCACCAGACUUACAAAUGAGAAAUCUUGUAAUGGGUUUCCCUGGUUGAAAUCAUCAAGCAACAAUAGCCCACGGACUUUGUGUUUUCACUUUGUUGUUAGUCUGGAGAGCCACACUAAUCAAGAAUUGUUUGUACACUCUAACCCCACUCCCCCCCACCCAGUAAAACAAAUCUGUUAAAAAUUUUUAAAAAGCCAUAGAG